Megalopta genalis is the source of this 11232-nucleotide messenger RNA. It is a transcript of the gene Pde6, whose product is annotated as phosphodiesterase 6. The record is from RefSeq and is a predicted model, not a curated record. Gene Ontology annotation, molecular function: protein binding; 3',5'-cyclic-nucleotide phosphodiesterase activity. NCBI's taxonomy places the organism in Eukaryota, Metazoa, Arthropoda, Insecta, Hymenoptera, Halictidae. Gene Ontology annotation, biological process: signal transduction.
CCUACACAAGGAGAAACCAGCCACGGGACAGAGACGGGGAAAGCUUGCGCGUAUCCGGCCAAGCUCCGCGUUUCACGAACACCCGUCGGUUGGCCUGGCUGUUCAGUAAGCUCGGAGCUUUCGACCGGUCCAGUCGCGCGGCGUUCGAUCGAGCCGCGGCGAAGUCGCGUCCCGUCGCGACGCAUCCUCUCUUACGCAGUUGCGUGGGACAUGUGCGUGUCCCGUUCGAUCCCCCAGGUGCUCGUCGUUGGCUGAAAGGCGGCCGGCCAGGUGAAACAGUGAUAGAAUCGCUCGGUCCUCGGCGAGCCUCCUCGAUGACGGUCGGACGAGAGCGAAAGAGCUGCGACAGCCACCGGGGAAGAGGCCCGAGAAGCGGCGAGCCGUGAACGAGCCAAAAGGCGAUCCGGAGAGGACAGGGCUGAGUGGAUGAGUCGGAGAUGAGAGCAGAUAAACGUCGAUCAACGCCGGUGCUCGGCUAUUCCCGCAGGCCCGACACUGGCCCGGCCUAGGACACCAGAACCGUGCGCCAAUCGCGAUCAGGGCUCUCGACCGGAAGUCACGGUAGCCAGGACGAGCGUGCAGGGCCAAGCCGCUCUCUCUCUCUCUCUCUCCCUCUCACUCUCUCUCUUUCUAUCUCUCUAUCUCUUUCUCGCACUCUCUUCCUAUCUCCCUUUCUCUCGCUCGCUCGCUCGCUCGCUCUAUAGCCUCGAGAUCGAUUCAGAGACCGUCGAAUCAGCUUGAUUACUGUCACGGAAGACGGAUAGGAGCAGGGAUCAGCGGCGCCGGACCCGCCGCACACUGAUUUCCACGGAAAAAUGAAAUGAUCGAGCACGGAUCGGCCCGGCUCGAUCUCGGCGUCGGAUCCCGGGCCGCGUGAACCUACUGUGACCGAUCGGACACUGGCGAAUCGGAUCACUCGGUGCUCCGUUGUUCUCGGCGCACGAAGCCCAGGGAUGCAGUAAAACCGGGUGCGUAAGUGAAAACGAAGGGAGCCGACCGAGGGAAGAGACGCGCAGGCUUCGCCUUAUCUUUCUCGCACCUUGGAACCUCGAAAUAUUCACCGGACAGAUAAUCUGCCGGGGAUCGAUGGCAAUUAAAUCGUCGACGAUCGACCGUUCGUCGUGGCAACUGUGUGAUCGAUAAACCGGUGAUCAACGAAGGAAAACGCAUCGAUUUUUCGUGGCGCGAGAAUAUCUGCCGAAGAAUCGUGGAGAUUGAACAGGCCCGGAGUUCCGAGAGUUGCACAGCUCAGAAGGUACGUAAAGUUUAACAAAGCGGCGCGAGCACAAUGUGAAGUGUCCUCACCUCGUUCUCAACUUCCGCGAGUUAUAAGCGGAGACGUAUCCUACCAUUGCUCUCAAUGGUAAUUAAUUCAGACCUAAGAUGAUAUGGAGUCUGAGGACGAAGUGGACGAGAAGUUGCCGGAGCCGAAAGAUGCAGAGGUGAAUCACAAUGACAACAUAGAGAACUUCAGUACGAUGAAAAUUUCGACGAAACCGAUGUCCUCGAAGUCGGCAGAGAGGAGCGAGUGCCAGCUGGUGUGCUCUCCGAACCCUGAGGAAUCCGAGGAAUCCGAGGAACCUAAGGAUCCCGACAAAAUGGAGGCGUCCGCGCAAGAAAAAUCAAAAUUACCUUUAAGUCCAAGCAGCAAGACUGAAGUCAAAGACGGUGACAUAGCCAGAUUCUGUAGAACGAAGAGGAUCACCUGCCAGGAGACGAUACACGAGUACGACGAAGAUGAUGGCCUGACGAUGGAGAAGGUUGGAAGGUAUCUAGAGGCGCAUCCAGAGGCGGUCGAGGCCUGGCUCCGCGAGAACGCGAGCCACGAGCUUCGACAGCGUCUCCAAGGCGUGCCGAGCGUGGUCCAAAGCAAAUCGCCGGUGAGGGCCACGCACCAGGAAGAGAAUCCUCUGACACGGAGCAAGCGGAACAGCGUGACAUCCGAUAUCUUCCAAACGUGGCUGGACUCCAGUUCGCCAGCGAAGAGGAGCAAGAGCCCCAAUAGGACCUACUCGUCGCUGGUGGGACGCCGAGAGGAGCUGAACAGGCUAGACGAGAGCGACCUGUUCAUGGAGCUGAUCAGGGACGUGGCGAACGAGCUGGACAUCAACGUGCUCUGCCACAAGAUCCUGGUGAACGUCGGCCUGCUGACCCACGCCGAUCGAGGCAGCCUUUUCCUAGCGAAAGGACCUCUGGAAGACAGAUACCUGGUAGCUAAGCUGUUCGACGUGACCCAGGAGACCGAGCUCGAUGAAGCGAUUCGCAAGGCGAAGAACGAGGAGAUCAAGAUCCCGUUCGGCGUCGGGAUCGCUGGCUACGUCGCCCAGACUAAGGAGAUCAUCAACAUCAAGGAUGCCUACAAGGAUCCCAGAUUCAACAGCACCAUCGACAUGCGCACGGGCUACAAGACGACCUUGAUCCUCUCGAUGCCCAUCUGCAACUACGAGGGCGACGUGAUAGGGGUCGCCCAGAUCAUCAACAAGACCAACGGCAGCAACGAGUUCACCGACAGGGACGUCGAGGUGUUUCAAAGGUACCUGACGUUCUGCGGGAUCGGUAUACAGAACGCGCAGCUGUUCGAGCUGUCCGUGCAGGAGUACAGAAGGAACCAGAUACUUCUGAACCUGGCGAGAAACAUAUUCGAGGAACAGAACAACCUCGAGUGCCUCGUCACCAAGAUCAUGACCGAGGCGAAAGAGCUGCUCAAGUGCGAGAGGUGCGCUGUGUAUCUUCUGGACCUCGACUGCGGCGAGGCGGGCCACCUCGAAAAGAUCGUCGAGCGGCCAGGAAAGUCGACGCAAGAGAGCAGAAAGCCGCUGUCUAGACGAGAGAGCAACAACAUCGAAAUGGAGGACAUUUUCCAACAGCACGCUCUGAACGACACCAACAAGUUCACGACCAUCUUCGAGAUGGACAAUAAGAGCAAGGAGGGCAAGGUGUACAGGCCCAGUCCGAACGACCUGGGGAGUCCUCUCGGUCAGAUCGCUAGAUACGUGGCAGCGACCGGUCAGAUCUUGAAUAUCGGGGAUGUGGCCACUUGGCUGAAGAAAGACGUCAUGCAAUCUGGAAAUGAACCCAUCAAGAGCAUCCUCUGCAUGCCCAUCGUGAACGGGCAGAGAACCGUAAUCGGCGUCGCCCAGCUGAUCAACAAGGACAACGGAACGUCCUUCACCGACUCUGACGUGUCGAUCUUCGAGGCGUUCGCGAUCUUCUGCGGCCUCGGGAUCCACAACACGCAGAUGUACGAGUCGGCCUGCAAGCUAAUGGCCAAGCAGAAGGUAGCCCUCGAAUGCUUGAGCUACCAUGCUACCGCCAGCAACGACGACACCGUCAAGCUAACCUCGGAGCCGAUACCGUCCGCGGAAACGUUCAAUCUGUACAGUUUCACGUUCAUCGACUUCGACCUGACCGACGAGGACACCUGCAGAGCCACCAUCCGAAUGUUCAAGCAAUGCAACCUGAUCCAGAAGUUCCACAUACCCUACGAGGUGCUCUGCAGGUGGAUACUCAGCGUUAAGAAGAAUUACAGACCGGUCAAGUACCAUAACUGGAGGCACGCGCUAAACGUCGCGCAGACGAUGUUCGCCAUGCUGAAAACCGGAAAGAUGGAGCAAUUCAUGACCGAUCUAGAGAUCCUAGGGCUGCUGGUAGCCUGUCUGUGCCACGAUCUAGAUCAUCGGGGAACGAACAACGCGUUCCAAACGAAAACGGAGUCCCCGUUAGCGAUCCUCUAUUCGACUAGCACCAUGGAGCAUCAUCACUUCGAUCAGUGCGUGAUGAUACUCAACUCGGACAGCAACAACAUCUUCCAGAACCUGACCAUGCAGGAUUACAGAAGGGUGAUGAGGGUAGUGGAGAGCGCGAUUCUUUCUACGGACCUGGCGGGCUACUUCAAGAAGAAGGAUCGGUUCAUGGAGCUGAUAGACGAUGGGGAGUUCGACUGGCAGAGCGAGGAGAAGAAAGAACUGCUCUGCGGGAUGAUGAUGACCGCCUGCGACGUCAGCGCGAUCGCGAAGCCGUGGGAAGUCCAGCACCGAGUCGCUAAGUUGGUAGCGGACGAGUUCUUCGACCAAGGGGACCUGGAACGUCUCCAACUGAACCAGCAGCCGGUCGCGAUGAUGGAUCGCGAGAAGCGGGACGAGCUGCCUCAGAUGCAGGUCGGGUUCAUCGACAUGAUCUGUCUGCCUCUGUACAAAGUGAUGGCGGACACGUUCCCGUGGAUCAUGCCGCUCUACAACGGCACCAUGGAGAACAGAAGGCACUGGCAGGAUCUUGCCGAGAAGGUGAAGAUGGGCCUGACCUGGAUCGACCGCGACACCAUCGAGGAACCGGUCGAGGAGUUCGUCGACUCCGAGCCGAAGGACAUCGAGUUCACGGUGACGACCUUGAACUGCGCCCACGCCGAACGAAAAGAGACCACGGAGAAAUCGUCGCUCGGCAGGUUCGCGUCCUUGAGAAAAGGCGGUCGCACCUUGAGCAAAGGUGUCCGACACCGGAUCAGUAGAUCGUUGUACGCGAGCGGAACGCCGGAGGACACCGCGAAGUCGAAGGCGUUGAUCCCCGACAGGAAGAGCCGCAACAAGCUGUGCUUGCUCAUUUGACGUCUUACGUCGACCACUCUGGAGAGUCUGUGAACGAGAUCGAGGACGAGUUAAUCGUACCCUGGAAGGUCAAUUCUCGACGCCCAGUCGGCGUGGGUGGUCGGCUGAUGAGGCGAAUGACGUACCGCCGAGGUAUGAAUCAUUGAGAAGACCAGCUGACAACGAGGAGAACUCCUAAAUAGGCGAUCCCGACGAUCGAGGGAGCCAGGAGGAAGCGAGACGAGGUCGAUCCGAAGUCGAACGCUCGGUCUGAUCGGAACGAGACGUCGAAUCGUGAAAAGCGUUCGGGGAUGUCUUAGGGGAUGAAUGCGAAGCAGAGAGGUUGCACUCUGAGGAGAUCUUGUUGCAUUCGUGUCCGAUGUACGUAGAAAAACUGGAUAGAGUUUAGUCGAUGGCUAGGUAGUUCGGCUGAACGCCGAACGGCGAGAAUUCGGAUUCGAAUUUUGACAAUCUUUUUUGUAUUAUAUCUCGAUAAACCUUAGGCUAGAUACGGAAAGAUCGAUGGGAGGGAUGGGUGGAGGCGCGUUUGUUUCGCGGGACAUUUUUAUAUAUUAGAGGAGACGACGAUGGGCACCGGACACGUUGCGUUCCCGCUCCGUUUCACCGGAAGCAUCCCGAAAACGGCGAAUCCCGGCCGGCCGGCCGGCGACGAAUCCAGUUGUCGAGGCGGACACACCGGAUCGAUUGAAUCAAUAAUGAUUUCGGUUGCGUCAGAGACGGUGCCGGGCCGGACCAGGCGUCGAAACUCGGCCGUCUCGACGGCGCAGGAAACGGAAACGCGAUUUCGCAUUUCACUUUUAUACGGCCGAGGUGCUCAAGGAUACGGGGCUGCUCGUGUUGACCCGUCGUUCCUGUAUUUCAUUAGGCCACUGUUUUUCCCGUCGGCCAGGGCAAACAUCGACGGAGAGGAUAAUCGCCGAUUGGAUAACCUCUUAUCGGGGAUUAUUAUCGGUGUCCUGAUCGACGCUAGUGACGCUCGAGCGCGAACCAGUACCGGAUGGACGCAUUCGCGAAACCCUGUUGUCCGUUUGAUAUUCUUCGACGAACGUCCUUGCUACGCGAUUCUGAUUGGUAUUGGAAUUUCAAUGAAUUCGUUUCGCGGAAUGACGGAAAAAUAUGCGACGGAUGAGGUCUCGAGAAGAAAAUACAGUGGCGCACGCAAAUUGUCGAUGUUUGAACCGUUACAAUUUCGUGACGACGAGUUGUACGGCGAUGAAACUGGUCUCAUUUUAAAGCUUGGAAUCUCUACUUUCACGUCUCGUUGACUAUAAUUUUCUGAGAUGCAUCUGCAUGAUAUAGCGAACGGAAAACUGAAGGCUCAGGUUUACUCGAACAAACUACAAAUUGAAACGUCUCCAAAAGCAUUGGAAAAUUUUCUUCGUGCACGAAUCUACCAUGGAUUUGAAGAUUGAAGGUUCCUCUUCACGACCUCUUAAAAAUUGGUGAAUGAUUUUUUUUUAGUGGUUUUAUGGAAGAGAGACGAAGAAUAAGUGCGGUCGUGUAAAACUCUGUAUUACUGUAAAGUAGAGCUUCGGUAAAAGCUCGGUAAAAUGACCAAAAAAAAAUCGUACACCGAAGUGUAAAGAGCUGUUGUAAAGGGGAGACUUCAAUCUUCAAAUAUAAUUUAGGUUCAAUGGCGACAAAAUUUGUCCACUAUAUUUACAGAUGUUUUAAUCCGUAACAUUUCGAAGACGGCGCACGUCUCCAGUUUCCCACUUCCUAUGUUAUGCAAGUACGUGUUACAAGAAAAUGAACGAUGCGCUGCGAAAGUGGAAGCUUCGAGCUUUAAAAUGAGCCCAGGCUUAUCGUUGUACUACUGGUUUUUACGAAAUUAUAACAGUUCAAAUAUCGACACUGUAAAUGACGAGAAGACGAAGAGCUCGCGUUACUUUGAAAAGUUAGAAAGCAUUCAUAAAAAAAUAGUAUAUCAAUGAUCAGUUCACCCUUAUGUUUAACACGUUGAGUGCCGAAAAACAACCCCAAAAUUCCCGCAAUAUUAAACCGAAAGUGAACAAUUAAAACGUACCACAAUUUAUUGUAGCACUAGUUUAACUUUUUCGCUGUCUAAAAAUGCUAGUAACAUUCAGUUUAUUAAAAAAAAAAAAAGAAACAAUAAAAAUGAAUACCAAAAUUCAGUUAAAAAUUAGUGUCAUCCAGCUCUCAACGUGUUCAAUUUGAAGGUAGAACACAAUUGUCUCCGAAGCUUUUUCAAUCGGUUUGCAUUGAUUUGUGAAAUAGUCUGAUUCAAAAUGGCGAAAAAGAAAAAACGAUACGUCUCUAAGGAAAAUAUGAAGCUUUGUUCGAAACGUAGAGUAAACUGUACGAAUAGGUUUCCGCUGAUGAACCGUGAAUUUCGACGUCGAAUUUAACGAUGUUAAACGAACCAGGAAAAUCGUUGACCCGGUACUGUAUCGCGAGGCGGUGCCGCAUAGCGAAUCAAUGGAAUUGCAUACGUCGAAUCUACGCUACAGAUAUUAUUAUCCCCGCGAUAUUCUCGGUUGUGGUGAUUCGAAGCGAACACGAGAAUUCAGUGCAACGAGCGAGGCUGGUUUCUAGUCUUGUAGUUACGAACGAGGGCAAGCCUGUCGAGAAGAUUAUUGCGCCCGAUUAAAUAAAGAUCUGAAUGUGCUCAAAACAUCUCUCUCUCUCUCUCUCUCUCUCUCUCUCUCUCUCUCUCAGUCACUCAAUUUCUGUCGAUUGUCUUCGUGUCUUUUUCGUUCUCUCUCUCUCUCUCUCUCUCUCUCAAUCGCACAAUUUCUCUCGAUUGUCUUCGCAUUUCUUUCGUCUUUCUUAUUCUUUCCCUCUCUCUAUCUCUCUCUCUCUCAGUCACUCGAUUUCUUUCUCUCUCUCUCUCUCAGUCACUCGAUUUCUUUCUCUCUCUCUCUCUCUCUCACUCGAUUUCUUUCUCUCUCUCUCUCUCUCUUGAUUCUCUCCACAAUUUCUUUCUCGGUAAUAUCGGACUCCCCUUGGUGGCUUUCACGCAGUUUUUAUUAAUAAAACAUUUAGAAAUUACACUCGAACGACGGUGUCCUUUUACACGCUAACGAAUCAGCAAACGUUUUGGUCCUACGAUUAAAUUAAGUAUAACAAACGGUUUCUUCUUCUUUCUUCGUACUCCCCGUACAUUUGUCGGCAAUUGAUUCGCUAUUUACAACAUUAUGCAACGCGCGUGUCUCUCUCUCUCUCUUUCUCUCUCUCUCUCUCUGAGUUUGUAUGUGGGUCGUUGCAUACGUGCGGAGCCUGGCGCGGUCCAACGUUCGCGACGACGGACAAUGUCGUCGCUUCUUUUUGAUCUGUGCUCGUCAAGCUACUGUUUUAACACGAGUCCCUCUUUCCCGACCCUUUUCUUUUUUCCCCGUCCCGUCCCUUCGGUUUCUCUUAUUCACUGAUCACGCGGAAACAAACGUCGUGGCAGUGACGCGGCUAUUUGGCGAGAUUCAUUGAUCUCUUGAUUAACGAUGCUCGAGGAACGCGAGCGUGCGCGCUGUCCCAUUGGAAAUCCCCGCUCAGCCUCGCUGAACACAUAGUGAUACACCUUGCGUGACGUGACCCUUUUAUCGUACUGUAUAACAAGCCAACCCCUAGUCCUAUGAUACCGUACGAAGACAAGUAGGGUAAUUGUAUGAUAGCGUCCACGUCGAGCCUGCGACAGCGAUCGAGCCGUGCGCGACAGGACGAUAGCAAAACCGCGUAUGAUAAGUGUACGAUAGCCACGUGGACAUUGUACGAUAGUUGUGUGUGAUAGCGUGUGUGUGUGUGUCGGUGUCGCGGCGCGUGUUAACAACGUUAAGCUGAACGACGAUCGUAUGUUCGCCACGCGACAUUUGUAUGACAGUUGUACGAUAACGUGUGAUAUAGUGUCGCAGCGUGACGUUAACAGCGCGAGCUGUAUGAUAAUCGUAUGUUAGCCACGUGGACGCUUCGUGAUAGUGUUAACGGUGUAUGGUAACAGCCACGAUCUCUGUACGAUAAUGUAUAACUGUAAGAUAACAGCAACGUACGGCGGUGAUACGUCGGUGUAUGAUAAUUGUAUAAUAAUAUCUUGGUGUACGAUAAUUGUAUGAUAACGGUACAAUAACAAUGCCACAGCCGGACGGUGGACAAAACCGAGUAACUGUACAUUGGAGAACUGUACGGGUAUAACUGAACGCUGCGAUGGUAUAAAAAACCGCGUGCGAUGAACGUGUUGAGGAUGCAUGGUGGUGCAUGACCGUCGACGUUAUGAUACCCCUCUGCAUCGUGUGUGUGUACGCGCAAUCGUCGUUUUUCCAAGGGGGAGGGGGGCAGGCCGAGCCACGCGAACGCCCCGAGCACUAUCAAUGUCAAGGAAUCCAGGCCAUGGAAAAUUUCAUAUGCACAUCUGUCUCUCCCGUUCGUUGAUCCCGUCGCGACGUUUACCUCGGCAGGCUCCGCAGCUCAUUGUGACCAAGGACGAGACCGUACGUUGCCCGCAGUAUAAAAUGAAUCCUUGCUCCUCCCUGUGAAACUGUGCACGGUAGAUAAGUAUACCCCGACACGCUCGACACAUAAAAAGGUGUAUAAUGAUAUACAUAUAUAUAUAUAUAGUUAUUCGUGAACGGUCGCCUCGUUCUGGACCGAGCGACGAUCACCGACGACAAUGAAAUCAAUAUAGUCGCUUUGAGAUCAUCCCGUUCUCACAAACCAGUCGAAUCAGAGAAACGGAUACGAGAGAAAACGUCGAGCGACCAGCGUUGACGGACAAGACGAGGAGGAGGGGCCUCGCAUAACGGUCGUGUCGCUCGCGCGGAGAUGUAUCCACGGUUACGUUUGUACAAAAAUAUAAAAUAAAAAUGAUCGCCACGCAUAUACAGCCAUACACAGCAUACGUGCACUCCCAACACCGCGACGCCGGCCGGUGCGUACUCUCGUGUGGUUUGUAUCCUUGAUCACAAUGCUCGCACGAUGAAUCCGUUUUUUUAAUACAAUAUAAUCUACUAAAUAGAGUUUCACCUCUUUCAUUCGUCUCUUCGUGUUCGUGUUCGUCCCGUAUAGAAAUUUCUCUUAGCCAAUCCCUGGACCCCCUCAGCGCAGAACACACCUUUUUGUGCCAGCAAUUUCGAUCUCGAAUUCAGUUGUACGUUCGUUUCCCGGUUUUCAAGGUUUGUCAACCCACGGCAAGAAGUGAAUAACUUGACCCGUAACAUGCCCGAUAAUAAAACGCAAGCAUUCAUGGAAGAUAAGAUCGCGGAAGAGGAGAAAACUGAAGUGUCGCCCUGUUUUGUUUGGGUGUGUGUGUGUGUGUAUGUCUGAUGUCUGUCUGUUGUGUGUGUGUGUGUUCGAAAGUGUCAAACUCACAAUAUGCCGGAUAACGUUCCUCGGUAUUUGAGAGAGGUGAGAAUCAAAUUUGAGGCCAAGUCUAUUCCAUGGGGAACAGUGCGAGGAACUCAAGUUUGGCUCAUGGUGUCGCCUGUUAAAUGCAGAUGACGGUAAAGUCUUCAAAUGAACAGUAAAAAAUUGCUUGAACCUUUGUUCGCAAAGAAACAACACGUACACGGUAUCAUCCGUUGCAGAUUAUCGAGCAAUCUUUGCUGAGGCGCAUGAUGUUCGCUAUUGUUUGCACGCGCACGUUGUUGUUUCUUUGCUGAAUUGUUUCGCUUACACUGGUAUAUAUUACUGUACGCGUACAAAAUUGAACUUAUACAACGUCAUGGUGUCGUGAGUGUUCACGCUGCGACCGAGCAUGAACACCGAAUGAAAAAUUACAUUCGUUCGAUCAAAAAACAUACAUGCAAUUAAACUCUGUCGUUGUCUGCGGACAAACCUUUUUAUUCUCCGAGUACACCCCGGAGACUUUAUUCUCGAACUCGAAGUCGUAAAUGAAACAUAUUCGCUCUAGUUUCUUAUCCCAUGUACUAUCCGAGAAGGUAAGCGUCAUUCGAGGAAUUCCAAACAACAUUGCAUGUAUGUUCACAGUAGAGUUUGCUGAAAAUAUAAUUUGUUGAUAUUCAUGGAUCGUUGCAGAAUUCACAUUGCACAAUUAAGUCGAAGAAGAUCGGAACUCAAAGUGGUUAUGUCCAGAAACACUCAACGGCUCAUAUGGGGCUGUAAUCCUGGCAAAGUGGCAGAAAUGCGCGGAUCACAUAAAGAACUCCCUGGAUCGGCUAAUGUGCAGUCACGACGCAGGUCUAUCUAGUACUGAGAUUUCUAUUAGCCUAAGACCACGCAACGCCGGAUCUGUUAGUAACAGCCCACGCGGCUUGUAUACUCUGUCAUUCUGUUCACAAACGAACUUGGCCACCUUACGCAAACACUUUUCGUACUGAGUCUCUGUGCAUAUGUAAAUUAGAUAACCGGUGAGGCAAGCCAAGCAGCUUUCACAAUACGUGGAACAACUGGCCCGUUCUGCUUCGGCAAAGUAGUUGUUCAACUGAGUGACUGUGUACUCGAACGAUUGUCUGUCCAACUAAAGUAGGAAAUGAUAUAGGGAAAAAAAUGACCUGUAAGUUCAUUAUAUAUUCACACAUAUUAACUGCUAGAAAAAGGAUUAAUUCCGUAUUCAAUUUUGUCAUAUAUUCCUGUGAAAGAGUAUGAUAUAAACAAAAUCUAAUAAUUCCAAUUCAUAUAAUUCAAACAAUUGUUGGUUCAAUAAAGAAAGGAAAUAAAAUAAUAA